This is a messenger RNA of Fonsecaea multimorphosa CBS 102226, 1653 nucleotides long. RefSeq lists its product as uncharacterized. The transcript has 6 exons. Lineage: Eukaryota; Fungi; Ascomycota; Eurotiomycetes; Chaetothyriales; Herpotrichiellaceae. Bases 1 to 1653 code for a protein of 550 amino acids. Gene Ontology annotation, cellular component: plasma membrane. Gene Ontology annotation, biological process: transmembrane transport; nucleobase transport. Gene Ontology annotation, molecular function: nucleobase transmembrane transporter activity. The record is from RefSeq and is a predicted model, not a curated record.
AUGUCCGCCAUCCGACGAGCUUUGCGCCUGAUUGAGCUUCCUGACAGAGAACAGGGUGACCGCUGGAGCAAUGAAGACAUCCGUCCAGUUCCCCCGGAACGACAGACCUGGGGUCCUCUCCAGUUCGUGGAACUGUGGUUUCUCGUCAACCUGAACAUAAGCACCUACCAAACCGGCUCAUCAUUGAUCGCUACAGGCUUGACUUAUUGGCAAGCCAUCAUCGUCAUCUUGGUUGGAAAUGCCCUUGCAAGUUUUUUCGCAGUUCUCAACUCGGUCUCCGGUGCUGCAAGUCACCUGGGCUUUCCCAUCGUUUCGAGAAGCGUCUGGGGUAUGUGGGGAGCAUACUUCCCUAUCCUCAACAGAAUCCUAACAUCAAUCACCCGGUAUGGCGUGCAAGCUGUGAUUGGGGGGAAGAUGAUCUAUGUUUGCCUGCGCUCGAUCUGGAUGGACCUCGACGAGCGGAUUCCCAACACGAUCCCGGCGUCCGAAGGCAUCACCUCGGCACAAUUCCUGGGAUAUUUCCUCUUCAAUGUCCUGUGCUGCUUUUUCAUCUGGUUCAGACCCGGACAACUUCGUCCUUACUUCCACGUUGGGUCUCUAGUGGUUGCAAUCACGCUGUUCGUCCUCCUGGGUUGGGCCGUGGGAACCAGCCAUGGUUACGGAAGUGUCUUUAAUUCCAAGACCACUAUUUCCUCGACCGAGUUGGGAUGGCAGAUGAGCGGAGGUGUCAUGUCGGUCAUUGGCAGCAUUGCAUCCGGCAUCUUGAACCAGAACGACUUCACCAGGUUUGCGAAGCGACCCAGCCACGUCACCUACACGCAAGCAUUCUCAUUCAUGUUCACGAGCUCUGUCAUGGCCAUCGUGGGCGUAGUGGUUACUGCCGCGACACAAAACCAAUACGGCGGCGGCACGCCUCUUUGGGAUCCCUCGACAUUGUUUGUGGCAAUCCAGAAUCAACACGGCUCUCGAGGUCGCGCUGCUGCUUUUUUCCUCGGCGUCGUCUUCAUCAUCUCGCAGCUGUCGAUCAAUGUCGUCGGGAACGUGCUCGCUGGUGGCCUCGACGUUGCCAGCGUGUUCCCCAAAUAUAUCAAUCUCCGACGCGGAGCUUACAUCCUCGCAGUCCUCAGUGUUGCGCCAGUCCCGUGGAAGCAACUGGCCUCAGGCUCGACAUUCUUGUCCGUGCUUUCAGCCUACGCGGUCUUCCUUGGCCCGAUGAUCGGACUGCUCUGCGUGCACUACUGGAUCAUCCAGAGGCGUCUCUUCCACAUCCCCGACUUGUACGAGGGAUCGAAGAAGUCCCUGUACUGGUACAGGUACGGCAUCAACUGGCGCACAUGCGUGGCCUGGACAUGUGCCGUUGUCCCCAGCAUGCCGGGAUUUGUCCACGCCGUGAACCCAGGAAUCACCGUUGCGACUGGCGCUACGCGAGUCUUCUCCCUCUCCUUCGUCCUAGGUUUCGUCAUUGCCGCCGUCCUCUCGUACACUUUGCACUGGCUUUUCCCUUAUCAAUAUCCUGACACUACUCUGCUUGAGUCGAUGAUCGAUGGUCAAGAGGAGGAGAACACAGGCUCUGAGACUAGCGGAAAGAAUGUUGAGACCGUACUUGUUUCAGAGGCAAAGGGUAUCCCCGAGAAAGGAGCAUUUGAUGCUUGA